Messenger RNA from Helobdella robusta, 432 nucleotides. RefSeq lists its product as hypothetical. The transcript has a single exon. Bases 1 to 432 code for a protein of 143 amino acids. NCBI's taxonomy places the organism in Eukaryota, Metazoa, Annelida, Clitellata, Rhynchobdellida, Glossiphoniidae. The record is from RefSeq and is a predicted model, not a curated record.
AUGAAAAUUUUAACAUUCUACAAAGAAUUGAUAAAAACCCUAAUCAAAAUAGAAGAAAGAGAUAAGAUGAAUAACAAUCACAACAUGGUUAAAUCAGAUGAACUGACUGACAACCAAUUUAAUCUACAAAAAGCAGAAAAAAAUAAUUUAAUUAAAAUUUCAGGAGUCAAUUUUAAUGAAAAUAUGAAUAAGACAAUGUGUGAAAAUUUAGAUCACAUUGAAGAUGAAAAUAGAAGAAAAGAUAUUUUAAAUUUAAUAAACAAGUACAAACAUAUGUUUGCAAAAGCCAAAUAUGAUGUAGGAAAAGUGAAAUCGAAAGAAGCAGAAAUAAAAUUAACCAGAGAUGAAUAUGUAACAGCAAGACCAUAUAAAUGUAAAUGUUCCAUAGUUGAUGAAGAGGAAAUCAAGACUCAAGAAGUUAUUAGAAGCUGA